Molecule: messenger RNA, 1754 nt
Organism: Micropterus dolomieu (smallmouth bass)
Lineage: Eukaryota; Metazoa; Chordata; Actinopteri; Centrarchiformes; Centrarchidae
Product: T-cell surface glycoprotein CD3 zeta chain-like
Exons: 7
Coding region: 150-545 (131 amino acids)
Source: RefSeq, a predicted model, not a curated record
ACAUCUCAGUCCAUUGGCAGGUAGUCAGUUCAGCCACUUCCUCUGAUCAGAGUGAGUGGAAAAAAAUAAGAGUGAAGAAACCAAAAACAACCAGGACAGAAAGAAAGAAAGCCUGUUUUCUACAGAAAGAGAGACAAGGAGGGAGAGUCAUGGACGCACUGAGGACAGGUGUGUUUGUGCUGUUUGUGCUCCUGGAGCCUGUUUCCUGUAAAGAGGUUUUCUUCACUGCCCCAGUCAUCUGCUACUUCCUGGACGGGAUCCUGAUGAUUUACUGCAUCGUUGCCACUGUGUUCUUCUUCAGAGAAAAGUAUUUCUACAACCCCCCUCUGGCUGUUGGAGUGUCUCAGGCAGAAAAUGGAGCCAUUUACCAGGAGCUGGAUAGACCAAAGGAUGCAGAUCCUUACCAGAUGCUUGAACCAGUAAAAGGAAAGAAAAAAGCUGGCAAGAAAAUUAAACCUGAGUUGACUCUGGAUUCAGAGCGGGAUAAAGACCCCUAUGAAUCUUUGGUCCUCACUGCCACAUCUCCACCUCUGUCCCCCCGCUGAUUUCCUGCAUGGUCACUCUUGUGUCAAGAGACAACAUUGCUAAUUACAUCUCAUCAUGAAAUGAUUAGCUGAAUAAUGUUGAUUAGUUGAUCAAAAGACAACAGUAACUACUCAACUCUCUGGAUCCAGCUUUUUAAAAAAUGAGGACUUUUCUCUAUUUUGACAAAUGGUAAAUUAAAUAUCUUUGGGUUUGAGGCUACUAAAUAGACAGAAAGAGUAAUUUGGAGACAUCAAACUGAUGUGUUUCGAGUAUCGUGAUGAGCUUUCAGUAUGUUCUUACAGUUUAUUAAUCAGAUCAUAAAGAAAAUGACAAAUGAAUCAAUAAUGAAAAUAUUUAUCUCUACUGCAAGUUCCUACACUCCUACAGCCACAUAGAUACUGAACUCUUAAAUUUUUUCAUUUACAUAUAAUCCACAAUUUGUCUAAAAACAGUCUAAGCCAGUGGUUCUCAAAGUUUUUUGUGUCAUGCCUCCUUUUAGAAGGCUGAAAAAAGUCACCCGACUCCAGCUAAUGUGGAUUAACAACAGGGGCGACUGAAACCCCCACCCCCGGAAAGAUUAAGAUAGCACAAUAGCCUUGCAUCAGAGCACCCUUUUUUUGUUCAUGCCAUCACGCGAAUCACAUUCAUGCAAAUUUAGGUCUGCUCAACAUCCAUGCCCCCCUGCAGUGGCACUAUGCCCCCCAGUUUGAGGACCAGUGAUCUAGGCCAACCAGUCUUCAAAUCAGUUUUAAGUCAUAUUCUACAUUUACCUUUUUUUGACACUGUAUGAACUCAGUGCAUGUUUUGCCCCAUCAUUUCAAGUCACCCAGUGUAUUAGUUCUGCCUGAUUGUUUCACUAAAUUAUUAUUUUUUUAAAAUAAAAACAGUCUAGCCAUGCUAGCAGCUUCAGAAUGCUGUAAUUAGGCUCAUGUUUGCUAACAUGCUAAUGCUAACAAUGCUAGCAUGCAGAUGUGAAGCAGAUAUAUUUACUAUGUUCAUCAUUUCAUUUAGCAGGUUAGCCUGCAAACAUUUGCUAAUCCACACUAAACACAAAGUACAGCAGAAGCUGAAUAGGAGGUCAUUCGUAUUUACUUAUUUAGACCAUAUGUUGGCAGCAAAGUGUGGCUAAAAAUGUAUGGCUUUUGGCUGCUGUAUUCUCCCACCAGAAGGCUUCAUUGUGUAACUAAACCCCAAUAAAAGACAAAGCACAUGUCAAAACACUUGGAAAA